This is a messenger RNA of Symbiodinium pilosum, 816 nucleotides long. Lineage: Eukaryota; Dinophyceae; Suessiales; Symbiodiniaceae. The record is from the annotation of a GenBank genome assembly.
AUGAGGCUCACCAAGAAGAUGGACGGUCCAGCUGGCCGGGCCGGGCUUUCGGCAGUGCAUAUGGCCAUUAUGAUUGCAAGACAAGUUCCAAAGAAGGGCUACUUCGGUGGACCAGGAGAAUGGACUGCAGAUCCCGUAUCUGACAUGCAUCCGAAAAACCCUUGCACCUGCCAAGAUUACCGACGGCGUGGCAGCAAUCGACGUGCCGAGAUGCUGAAGGAAGAGUUGGGCGAUGAUGAUGAAGAUCAGGAGAUGCCGCCGUUCGAGGACCGCCCUCCACAGCAGCCCGGGCCCAGCUACCAGGACCCGGAGAUGGCGGGCGGUUAUGGCCCAGGCCCUGACUAUGGUCCUCCAAUGCGCACGGGCAUGUCUUACGAGGCCCCACCUCCUGAUCCUCCGAUGAUGCGUUCAGAGAUGCCAGACCGUCUCGCAUCCACAGGAGCUUCAAUCAAGAUCCCGGGCUUGGAUGAGCCGCACCUUCCCAUGCCGAACUUGAACCUUCAGCUGCCACAGUCCGGCCAGUCUGCAUCGCUGCCAAUGCAAACCUCUGCAUCUGCACUAUCAACCUCAGGACAGUACCUGGCGACGCCCUACUUAGCACCAGCGUCGCCACAAGCAGCUUUCACGACCCAGCUGCCUUCGUACCCAUCUGCGGCCGUGGCCAGUCCAGGUUCACGCGUCUACACCACAACUCUCCCCGCUCAGUUUGCGCCUAGUGGCUCUGUCCACAUUGCACCCGCUUCGGGACCAGCGCCAGUAGUUACAGUACCAACGGCGUACACAACCAGCUACUCCUUGCCGCCGAGCCAGCAAUGA